GCGCCCACGUAGCGGCACGCGAGCACGCGCGACGGAGUCCACACCACGCGCCACGCCACGCCACCGCCCGCGCGCUAGCUCUUCGUCAGGUCCGUCCGUCCGUCGUCCACGCCCACGACCCCGCGCCACAUGCCGGCCGUCAGCCGGUUCAACGCCCCCGCCGGCCCGGCGCCCAGCAUAUAGCCCCGCACACGCCAUCCCACCACUCGCGACCGCCGACCCCCGACAGGUCCAGAUCAUCCAUCUUCCCCAGCCUCCACAGUUCGAGCUCGGACCAGCUGGUUUAACCGCCAUGGGGUGCGGCUUCUCGACGGGGGCGGCGGGCGGCGGGGGCGGGCUGCGGCCGUUCGCGGGGGUGCGGGUGAUCCACACCAACGGCUACGUGGAGGACUUCCCCGCGGGCGAGGACGGGGCGCCGGUCACCGUCGCGCGCGCCACGGCCUCCUCGCCCUCCUCGUGCCGGUACGUGCUGUGCUCGUCGGCGCACCUGCUGCAGCCGGGCCGCGCGCUGUUCCGGCCGGACGAUGCGCUGCAGCCGGGCACCGUCUACUUCCUGCUCCCGCACUCCAUCUUCCAGGCCGAGUCCUCCGCGGUCGACCUCGCCUGCCUCAUGAACCGCCUCACCGCGCUCGCGCGCAAGGGCGGCGGCCCCGCGCCCAGCGCCGUCGACGCGCUCUUCUCCGGCGACUCCGCCCAGCGCCGCGGCAGCAGCCCCGAGGCCGAGGGGCAGACCGCCAAGCCGCCCCGCCCCGCCGCCAAGAGCUGCGCCGCCGCCGCCGCCGCCUCCGCGGGGCCGUGGCGGCCGCGGCUCGACCGGAUCGACGAGUCCAUGGGCCGCUCCUCCAUGCGGAGCGCCUCCACCCUGAGCAACCGCAGCAGCCAGGACUAGCUAGGAUCUUCCUCUGCUCGCCGCCGUCGCCGUUGCCGCCGUUUCGUUUUUGUUGCUUGCUUGCAGUGAUUUGCAGUAGUUUUGUACCGCCAUCAAUGAACUAGAUUUUCUCCUUCUGUUAGUCGUCCGUUUUCCCUGCUUGUUCAUAAUCAAUCUGUACAUUUGGCAGUGAUUUGUACUAGUAUCAGAAACCAGAUUUCCUACUGUUCUCUUGUCCA
Messenger RNA from Triticum urartu, 1107 nucleotides. RefSeq lists its product as uncharacterized. The record is from RefSeq and is a predicted model, not a curated record. NCBI's taxonomy places the organism in Eukaryota, Viridiplantae, Streptophyta, Magnoliopsida, Poales, Poaceae.